AUGUCCGGAGAAGAAGAGACGCGGCCGCUGCUUGACCGGCCUCGAGACGAAAUGGCCAACCCGCCGACGUCCAACCCAGGUGUUGCGGAUGAAAGCGCCGGCGAUGACGCGGCUGCCGUCGCACGACGCGUUCUGCGCAAGAUCGACCGCGCCAUCAUCCCGCUGCUCUUCAUCACGUACAUGCUCAACUUCAUGGACAAGGUGAUUCUCUCCAGCGCCGCCGUAUUCGGCCUCAAAGAAGACACCGUCAGUCCCCCCUCUCCCCCCGCCCCGCGCGCGCUGCUCAUCUCCGCGAACAAACAGCACCUCCACGGCCAGCAAUACAGCUGGGUCGCCAGCGUCUUCUACCUCGGCUACCUCACCUGGUCGUACCCGGCCGCGCUUGUUGUCGCCCGCCUGCCCGUCGGCAAGUACCUCGCCGCCAACACGGCCUUAUGGGGCGCCGCCGUCGCCGCCACCGCCGCCUGCACGUCCUUCGGCGGCCUGCUGGCCGUCCGCAUCCUGCUGGGCGUCGCCGAGGCGAGCAUCGCCCCGGGCUUCAUGUUCGUCACCUCGACGUGGUACACCCGCGACGAGAUGCCCGCGCGCGUCGGCGUCUGGUUCGCGGGCAACUCGGUCGGCGGCCUAGUCUCGAGCCUGCUCGCGUUCGCCGUCGGCCACGUUCACGACGAAGUGCACCCGUGGCGCUGGAUGUACAUCAUCCUCGGCGCGGCGACGUUUCUCUGGACGGUCCCCACGUUCUUCCUACUCCCUGAUUCCAUUUCUACAGCAAAGUUCCUUACUACCGAGGAGCGCGAGGUCGCGACCCGCCGCACCGUCGUCGCCGGCACGGGAAGCACAGAGGGCGCCCGCUUCUCGCGGGAGCAGGUCCGCGAGUGCCUGGUCGACCCCAAGACCUGGCUCAUCGUCUGCAUCGCCGCCCUCGGUCAGAUCCCCAACAGCGGCACGCAGAGCUUCGCCAACAUCAUCGUCAAGUCGUUCCACUUCACCAGCCUGCAGUCCACCCUCGUCAACAUCCCCUACUCGCUCCUCUCCGCGGCCAUCAUCGCCGGCACGGGCUGGCUCGCCGGCCGCCACCGCACGCUCAACUGCAUCCUCAUCGUCGCCGUGGUCCUCCCGUGCGUCGCCGGCGCGGCCGUCAUCUACCGUCGCCGGCAGGUCCCCUCGCGCGGCGCGCAGCUCCUCGCCUACUUCCUACUGUCGCCGGGGCCCGCGUCGAUGCCGCUGAACAUGGCGCUGGUGCAGUCCAACUUCAAGGGCGUGACCAAGAAGAUGACCAUGACGGCGCUGCUGUUCGUCGCGUACUGCGCGGGCAACGUUGCCGGGCCCCAGUUCUUCCGCGAGAGCGAGGCGCCCACGUACGACACGGCGUUUCAGACCAUCAUGAUCUGCUACUCGCUCGUCAUCGUCCUGGCUAUCGUGCUGCGCAUGUACUUGCAGUGGUUCAACGCGCUCAGGUCCAAGAUGGAGGGCGUUCAGGGCAGCUUGGCUACGGCGGGCGCGUUGCCCGAUGCCAAGCUGGGCAGCGACGCGGGUGCCACCGCGGUGCAGCUACAACCCGCAGCGUUCGAGGACAUCACCGAUUGGAAGACUGUUGGGUUCAGGUAUCGAUUAUAA
This is a messenger RNA of Cordyceps fumosorosea ARSEF 2679, 1617 nucleotides long. RefSeq names its product Major facilitator superfamily domain, general substrate transporter. Gene Ontology annotation, molecular function: allantoate transmembrane transporter activity; dipeptide transmembrane transporter activity. The record is from RefSeq and is a predicted model, not a curated record. Gene Ontology annotation, biological process: dipeptide transport; tripeptide transport; allantoate transport. The transcript has a single exon. Gene Ontology annotation, cellular component: plasma membrane. The coding region runs from base 1 to 1617 and encodes 538 amino acids. NCBI's taxonomy places the organism in Eukaryota, Fungi, Ascomycota, Sordariomycetes, Hypocreales, Cordycipitaceae.